UUCAGCACGUCCAAUGUCGGCGCAAUUUGAAAAUUAUAUGCGUCUUGUUAAUUUACGGCAUAUGGCUCAUAUUAAUUGCGGAGCAACACAAGAAUCAAUUGAAAGUCAUACAUUCCGUUAUAAGUACAAACGGGUAAUGUAUUAUAUUUUUGUAUGAAUUUAUGUACAAUAUAUAUAUUGCUAUUUUUAUUUUGUUUUAAUAUUUUAUUAUUUAAUAGAAAAAAAAAAAUUAAAAAUGAAGAUACUAUUGAAAAAUGUACUAUAUGUUUAUCUGAAUUUGAAGAUUGUGAAAGUGUCAGGAGGCUUCCAUGCAUGCAUUUAUUUCAUAUAGACUGUGUCGAUCAGUGGUUAUGUACUAAUAAACGCUGUCCUAUAUGUCAAGUGGAUAUCGAAAUUUUUCUACACAAGAAGCUUGAAAACACUGCGUAGUUCGAUUUUAAUCAUUUGUUUUUGUUUUUAAGCAUAAUUAGAUAAUAUGCUCAUCUAAAUAUUUUAAAAAAUCCUAUUCAUGAGUAAAUCUUUUUCUGACACUAUGAAUGUUGAUGUAAAAAAUUUUAUUGUGAAUAAUCAAAAUAUUGAUAAUGAAACUAAGUUGUAAGAGAGGUUUGUCUUGAUUUGUUAUCUUCAUUCAUAGAUCAUAGAUAUUAAUAAUAGUGUACAUAAAAAUGUUAGGUUUGUUUAUUAUGCAUUAUUAUAUUAAUAAAAUAUGUAUUUU
Molecule: messenger RNA, 715 nt
Organism: Apis mellifera (honey bee)
Lineage: Eukaryota; Metazoa; Arthropoda; Insecta; Hymenoptera; Apidae
Product: E3 ubiquitin-protein ligase RNF165-like
Exons: 2
Coding region: 154-429 (91 amino acids)
Molecular function (GO): ubiquitin protein ligase activity
Source: RefSeq, a predicted model, not a curated record